AUGACCAGCCCCACCCGUACCAGCUCAACGCGCACAUGGAUGCUGACUCUGCGGGGCCUUCAGACUAUCCGGUUCGCUACUGCCGACAAGAAUGACCCCAGUAAGAAAGCCGGCCUCGUUGCGGCUCUCCUGAAAAAGACGCCCAAUGUGAAACGUUUGGAACUGGCUUUUUCAGGACACCUCUACUCGUACAAAGACUGCCUGGGUCCUGAGCUGCUAGAAGUGAUGUGCUCGCUCAAGAAGCUCACCGAGUUCGAGCACAAGGCCACGACGACGGCGCGCACUGAUUUCGGGAUAAGGACUCUGCUCCAGCUGGUCUCUUCCUGGCCGGAGUUACGCCAUCUGUACAUUGCCGGGGACACCAAUGGGAGGGACAACGGUGACGACAUCCCUUUGCCAACAUGCGCGAUUAAGACCGCGACAUUCGAGAGGUUGAUGGGGAAGCUGAGCAAACACGAACAACUCUUUGCCGGAUCCGGUGAGAGCCUCGAAGAGCUUGAGUUCUGGGGCAUGGGUUAUGGAGACCUCGAAGAACUCCUCAAGCCUGUGCUCAACAGCAUCGUAAGACUCAGGAUCGGCGGCUCCAACAAGCCUUCUCUAAAAUGCAUUACGGAUACUCUUAGUAAGGCGCCCAAGCUCGCUACUCUAGACAUCGGCGGUGAGAGCGAGUACGACAACGGAACUCGCGCCGCUCUAGCGAACGCGCUUCAAGUCGAAGGUUCCUUCCCAUCUCUUCGAAGUCUUCGGUACACCGCGCAACACGGCACGUACAAGACGGGCCGCGGUCGCAACGUACGCGAGCACGAGUACGAGAACUCGGGCGAGACAGAGCUGUUGCAGGCAGCGCGUGAGCGUGGUAUCUGGGCCAGUGCUGGCACGGAACUGGAGUACAAGGUCGAAGGAGCCCAGAGGCGGGCAGGUAUCAUCGCCGCGAGGGGCCGAUACGGAGGCUGGUAA
Peniophora sp. CBMAI 1063 is the source of this 957-nucleotide messenger RNA. Lineage: Eukaryota; Fungi; Basidiomycota; Agaricomycetes; Russulales; Peniophoraceae. The record is from the annotation of a GenBank genome assembly.